AUGUGUGAUCAGUUCUUAGGAACCUGGAAACUUGUCUCCAGUGAAAAAUUUGAAGAUUAUAUGAAAGAAUUAGGAGUGGGCUUUGCCAUGAGGAAACUGGGCAGCCUGGCAAAGCCUACUGUGAUCAUCAGUGCGGAUGAGGAUAUGCUAACAAUCAAAACAGAGAGCCCUGUUAAAAAUACAGAGAUCUCCUUCAAGCUGGGCCAAGAAUUUGAGGAAACCACAACAGAUAACAGGAAAACUAAAAGUGUUGUUACCUUGGACAAUGGCUCAAUGAUUCAUGUGCAGAAAUGGGAUGACAAAGAGACCACAAUAAAGAGAGAGGUGGUGGAUGGGAAGAUGGUCGUGGAAUGUACCAUGAAGUAUGCCAUCUGCACUAGAGUCUAUGAGAGAGCAUGA
Molecule: messenger RNA, 399 nt
Organism: Chelonoidis abingdonii (Abingdon island giant tortoise)
Lineage: Eukaryota; Metazoa; Chordata; Testudines; Testudinidae
Product: myelin P2 protein-like
Molecular function (GO): lipid binding
Source: RefSeq, a predicted model, not a curated record